This is a messenger RNA of Apaloderma vittatum (bar-tailed trogon), 254 nucleotides long. Its product is annotated as homeobox protein Hox-A5-like. NCBI's taxonomy places the organism in Eukaryota, Metazoa, Chordata, Aves, Trogoniformes, Trogonidae. The record is from RefSeq and is a predicted model, not a curated record. The transcript has a single exon. Gene Ontology annotation, biological process: anterior/posterior pattern specification; regulation of transcription by RNA polymerase II. The annotation marks the transcript as partial. Gene Ontology annotation, molecular function: DNA-binding transcription factor activity, RNA polymerase II-specific; RNA polymerase II cis-regulatory region sequence-specific DNA binding. Gene Ontology annotation, cellular component: nucleus.
GCACCGACAGAAAACGCGGCCGCCAGACCUACACCAGGUACCAGACCCUGGAGCUGGAGAAGGAGUUCCACUACAACCGCUACCUGACGAGGAGGAGACGCAUCGAGAUCGCCCACGCCCUGUGUCUCACGGAGAGACAGAUCAAAAUCUGGUUCCAGAACAGGCGCAUGAAAUGGAAAAAAGAAAAUAAAACUGCCUGCUCCGGCUCCAACAGCCAGGAAAAACCAGACGCGGAGGACGACGAGGAAGAAUGA